AUGAAAAUCACAUGCAUCACCAUCUCAUUUUGGCUAGUCUCCAUGCUACUACUGGACAAGAGCCAGACUUCUGAAACAGAAAUCAAAUGUAAUUUCACUGAAAAGAAUUAUUCUUUGAUUCCAGUGGAUAUCAAUAAAGACGUUACUAUACUUGAUCUCAGUUAUAACCAAAUUACUCUUGACAUUAGAGACACAAAGGUUCUACAGAAGUAUUCUUCACUCACUGAGCUCUACUUGAUGGAGAAUAAUGUUACUAUCUUACAUAAUAAUAGUUUCCGAAGCCUCUCCAAUCUGAAAAUUUUAAAUAUUUGUAAAAACUCCAUCUAUGUAAUUCAAUAUGAUGCAUUUGUAGGCUUGGAUAAACUCAAACAGUUGUAUCUAUGCCAAAAUAAAAUAAAGCAACUGAAUCCUCAUAUAUUUGUGCCUCUAAAAACCCUGAAACUUCUGAGUCUACAAGGCAAUUUCUUAAGUUAUUUUGAUGUACCACAACUAUUUCAUCUGGAAUUAAUAAUGUUAUAUGAAAAUCCAUGGAACUGCUCCUGUAGUAUAUACAAUUUGCAGAACUGGUUGAACACAUCAAAUGUGACACUAGAAAAUGAGAACAUCACCAUGUGUAUCUACCCAGAUACCCAGAAGAGCUACAAUAUCAAAACAGUACCCCAUGCAGCUGAAUGCUCAAAAUUCACUUCAUCUGUAAUGGAAGACCUUUAUAUUAAUUUUCAGUUCAUUAGCAACUCAACAUUUAACAGCUCUCUGAAUAACUUAACAGGAAAUUCAGAACAUGAACCUCUUGGAAAAAGUUGGGCUUUUCUUGUUGGUGUUGUUAUCACUGUACUGAUUACUUCACUCCUUAUAUUUAUGGCUAUCAAAUGCCCAAUAUGGUAUAAUUUUCUAAUUAGUUACAACCAUCAUCGCCUGGAAGAACAUGAAGCAGAAACCUAUGAAGACGGUUUUACUGGAAACCCAAGUUCUCUUUCACAGAUACCAGAUGCAAACUCUGAAGAUACUACAGUGAUAUUUGAACAACUGCAUUCAUUUGUGAUAGAUGAUGAUGGGUUUAUUGAAGACAAAUAUAUAGAUACCCGUGAAUUACGUGAAGAAAAUUAA
Molecule: messenger RNA, 1107 nt
Organism: Lepus europaeus (European hare)
Lineage: Eukaryota; Metazoa; Chordata; Mammalia; Lagomorpha; Leporidae
Gene: LRRC19
Product: leucine rich repeat containing 19
Exons: 4
Coding region: 1-1107 (368 amino acids)
Biological process (GO): interleukin-8 production; positive regulation of non-canonical NF-kappaB signal transduction
Cellular component (GO): plasma membrane
Molecular function (GO): protein binding; signaling receptor activity
Source: RefSeq, a predicted model, not a curated record